AUGGCUUUGACCUCGUGGAAGACCUUCAACUUUUUUGACGUCUCGCAGGUUGAGUUCGUCGACGGCGAAGGCAGCUCCAUCUUCACCAAUGAUAUAAGCUGCGUCUGUACUGGGUCGGAUAACCUCUUUGUCGGCACUACCAAUGGCGCCGUCCACAUCCUAUCGAGGGCAUACAAGGUCGUCCGCUCGUUUCGGGCGUACGAUGGAGGUUCAGUCACCCAUAUGAGACAGGUUCCCUCGACCUCAUACCUAGUUACCGUCAGCGAGGAUUUGUCCAACGAGCCGGUCUUGAAGGUAUGGGCCCUCAACGAAACCGAGAAGAAGACAGGAGGGCCCCGUUGUCGGUCGACGAAAUCUAUUCAAAACAAGUUAAGGCAGUUUCCGAUAUCUGCCUUAGCGGUCCUUGACGACCUCUGGCAAGUUGCCAUUGGCUUUGCCAACGGAUCUGUAACUCUUAUUAGAGGCGACCUCAUACACGACCGGGGAGCCGAACAGCGGAUAGUGUUUGAAUCAGAAGAACCCAUUACCGGCCUUGAGAUCCAACGAUCCGGUCCAACGACUCUAUUCAUAGCUACCACGAGCCGCAUACUCUCUCUAGUGAUCGGGGGGAAAGGGGAUGGAAAACCAGCCCGUGCUCUGGAAGACCUGGGCUGUGGCGUUGGGUGUAUGGCAUUCGAUCAGGAUACCGGUGACAUCCUCGUUGCCAGAGAAGACGCGAUAUAUACAUACGGUCGAGGAGGACGAGGGCCGAGCUUCGCUUUCGAUAGCCCAAAAACCUCCGUUGACGUUUUCAAGGAUUAUAUUGCGUUGGUCUGUCCGCCUAGAGCAGCACUGUCGAGAACGGAAACCGUCAGGAGGUUCGGGGCGAGCCAGGUAGAUGACAUCUUCAAUACCUCUACACUAACCCUCUUAGAGUCAGAUCUGAGGUUCAUUGGGCACUCAGAAUCUCUUUCUACCAGUGUUAAGUUCAUAUUCAUGGAAUGGGGAGACCUAUUCAUUGUUACAGUUGAUGGAAAGGUCAAUCGAUACCACGAGAAACCGCUUCAACAGAAGCUAGAAAUAUUAUACCAGAGAAAUUUAUAUAUACUGGCCAUCAAUCUUGCGCAGAAGUCAGGGGUCGACAAACUUCAACAAAAUGUAAUCUUUCGAAAGUACGGCGAUUUCCUGUAUCAAAAAGGAGAUUAUGAUACGGCCAUGCAACAAUACCUACGGGCAAUUGACAAUACGGAGCCAUCCCAUUUCCUUGACACACAACGGAUCCAUAACCUGAUUGACUAUCUUGAAGAGUUGCAUGAUCACGACAAAGCCACAGCAGAUCACACAACAUUGCUUCUAAAUUGCUAUGCGAAGCUCAAGGAUACUGAAAAACUAGACUCUUUUAUAAUGGCUCCUGGAGAAUUGAAAUUUGACCUGGAAACAGCUAUAGCCAUGUGUCGUCAAGGUGGGUACUAUGAACAAGCAGCAUACUUGGCUACAAAGCAUGGCGAAAGCGACAUGGUGGUCGACAUCUUAAUUGAAGACUCAAAGAAAUACCCCGAAGCUCUUAGAUACACAUGGAGCCUCGAGCCGGACCUUGCGUAUCCGAAUCUGAUGAAAUAUGCCCGGGUAUUGCUUGAGCACUGCCCGGAACAAACGACAAAGCUAUUUAUUAACUACUACACCGGGAAAUUUCAGCCUCAAAAGCAAGACGAACGACCUCCAGAAAACAAAUCACAAGCUACGGGAGGCGCCGUCCAAAAUCUUGCGUCAUUUAUCCCUCUUCCAUAUAUAGGAGGCUCUAAACAACAAGACAACGGGGUCACUUCCCAAGCUAAACCAGAACCCGAGGUUGCUGCUGAACCGCCUUCGCUGGCUUAUGAAGUGCCAAAACCCAGGACUGCCUUUUCUUCUUUUGUUGAUCAUCCCGACCAGUUCAUUACCUUCUUAGAACACUUAAUUGAGUGGGAUGGGUUGAGGGACGAAGACAGAGUUGACUUAUACACUACUUUGUUUGAGAUGUAUCUGGAUACGGCAAAUCGCAAGAAGGUGCCUUCUGAGAAGAAGGAAUGGGAGUCAAAAGCAAAGUCUUUGAUACAGGGCGAAAAUAUUCCUGUAUCUGCGUCAGAUGUUCUUCUUCUUUCCGACUUGUCAAAUUUCCAUGAAGGGACAACCUUAGUCCGAGAAAAGGAAGGCCUCCGAGCCGAUAUCCUGCGAUCAUAUAUAUCAGCCAAGGAUACUCAAGGCGUGAUAAAAGCUCUAAAGAAAUAUGGACCCGAAGAACCACAGCUAUAUAUUGACGCCUUGACAUAUUUCGCCUCUAGUCCAAAGAUCUUGGAAGAAGCUGGUGGUGAAAUGGAUGCAGUUCUUCAAACCAUCGACCAAGAUGGGCUGAUGGCCCCUCUACAAGUAAUCCAGGCAUUUAGCAACAAUUCCGUGGUAACUAUGGGAAUGAUCAAUAAAUAUCUCAGUGACAAUAUUGAAAGAGAAAGAAAGGAAAUUUCCAACAACCACCGCUUAAUAUCUAGUUAUGCAAAGGAAACAGAGUCCAAAAAGCAGCAGAUGGAAGAACUCGGCUCCAAGCCGACAGUCUUUCAAGCUCGCCGCUGUUCCUUCUGCGGAGGGAACCUUGACCUCCCUAUCGUUCACUUUCUUUGUAAACAUUCCUUCCACCAACGAUGCUUAAAUACUACCAACGAGGAUGUGGAAUGCCCUGUUUGUGCUCCACAUAACUCAACCCUCAAAGCAAUCCGUGAGAGACAGAUCAAAGCUUCCAGCCAACAUGAGCUAUUUCACUCCGAGUUACAGCGUAGCAAGGAUCGGUUUGGACUUAUUAGCGAGUUCUUUGGCAGAGGGGUUAUGAAGCCGAAUAAUACUGAGUAG
Messenger RNA from Microsporum canis CBS 113480, 2859 nucleotides. RefSeq names its product vacuolar protein sorting protein 11. NCBI's taxonomy places the organism in Eukaryota, Fungi, Ascomycota, Eurotiomycetes, Onygenales, Arthrodermataceae. The transcript has 9 exons. Gene Ontology annotation, molecular function: protein binding; protein-macromolecule adaptor activity. Gene Ontology annotation, cellular component: endosome; HOPS complex. Gene Ontology annotation, biological process: intracellular protein transport; organelle fusion; vacuole organization. Bases 1 to 2859 code for a protein of 952 amino acids. The record is from RefSeq and is a predicted model, not a curated record.